AUGGUGUACGUGCGCCAGGACAAGCUUCCUGGCCUCAAGGAGUACAAGUACUCGGGCGUCGACCACUCGCUCGUGUCGAGGUACAUCCUCAAGCCCUUCUACACGAAUGUGGUCAUCAAGUGCUUCCCCAUGUGGAUGGCACCCAACCUGAUCACCCUCACGGGCUUUAUGUUCGUCGUCGUCAACUUCUGCACGCUGCUGUGGUACAACCCGACCCUCGACCAGGACUGCCCGACUUGGGUCUACUACAGCUGGGCGAUCGGCCUGUUCCUGUACCAGACCUUCGAUGCAGUUGACGGCUCGCAGGCACGCCGGACACGACAGAGCGGCCCGCUCGGGGAGCUGUUCGACCAUGGCGUCGAUGCGGUCAACACCUCCUUGGAAGUUCUCCUCUUCGCCGGAAGCCAGAACAUGGGCCAAGGAUGGACGACGGUAGCAAUAUUGUUCUGCUCACUCCUUACCUUCUACGUCCAAACCUGGGAUGAAUACCACACCAAGACCUUGACACUGGGCAUUGUCAGUGGACCUGUUGAGGGCAUUCUGAUCAUCUGUGUCAUUUACGCGGCGACUGGCUACUUCGGCGGUGGACACAUCUGGACGUACUCGGCCCUGGAGACCAUCGGCGUCUCCCGACAGCCCUACAUCCCAGAUAUUGUCUACAAAAUGUCCUUUUCGCACUGGUACAUGGUCCAGGGCUUCGUGGUGCUCUGCCUCAAUACCGUCGAGUCGUGCCGCAACGUCAUCAAAGCAAGACGGGCCCGCGGUGACCGCAGCCGGUACGCGCUCGUCGGCCUGGUGCCUUUCUUCGUCACCUGGGCCCUGAUCAUCGCCUACCUGCUGCUGCAGCCUAAUAUCCUGCACAACCAUCUGGUCCCCUUCGCCAUGUUCUGCGGCAUUGUCAACGCCUACUCGGUCGGGCAGAUGAUCACGGCGCACCUCGUGAAGCUGGAGUUCCCCUACGCCAAUGUCCUGGUGUUGCCGCUGGCCUACGGUGUCUUUGACUCGCUGGGCCCGUGGCUGCAGUUUGAGUUCGGACGCUCGUGGCUCGGAUGGCCCAGCGCGCUGGGCGACGAUGUGUACCAAGUGGCGUAUAUGUUCCUCAUGCUGGGAGUGUCCAUUGGUGUGUAUGGGUCCUUUGUCGUCGACGUCAUUGUUACUAUCUGUGACUACCUCGACAUCUGGUGCCUGACGAUCAAACACCCGCAUGUGGAACCCCAGGCGAACGGGAAGAAGUCGAAGUGA
Messenger RNA from Diaporthe citri, 1242 nucleotides. RefSeq lists its product as uncharacterized. Gene Ontology annotation, cellular component: membrane. Gene Ontology annotation, molecular function: phosphotransferase activity, for other substituted phosphate groups. Gene Ontology annotation, biological process: phospholipid biosynthetic process. The coding region runs from base 1 to 1242 and encodes 413 amino acids. The transcript has 3 exons. The record is from RefSeq and is a predicted model, not a curated record. NCBI's taxonomy places the organism in Eukaryota, Fungi, Ascomycota, Sordariomycetes, Diaporthales, Diaporthaceae.